Molecule: messenger RNA, 16379 nt
Organism: Biomphalaria glabrata
Lineage: Eukaryota; Metazoa; Mollusca; Gastropoda; Planorbidae
Product: 5-hydroxytryptamine receptor 1-like
Exons: 3
Coding region: 2578-4020 (480 amino acids)
Biological process (GO): adenylate cyclase-activating adrenergic receptor signaling pathway
Cellular component (GO): membrane
Molecular function (GO): G protein-coupled amine receptor activity
Source: RefSeq, a predicted model, not a curated record
GGUAAAGGGCUAGUCCAGCAUUCAAUAGCGUAGCAAGAAAAAAUCAAUUCAUCGAUUGACAUGUCAAUAGUUUAUCUGCUUGUGCUCACUCAGGCGUAGCUGACGGCCAGAUCACACUGCAAUCAGUACCCGCCAUGUCCCCUUUCCCUACAACUCUGUUGUCAGUGGUUCCAAACCCUUUAUCUCACCGUUACGCUUUUUAUUUCUCCUUUCUUUCUUUCUUUUUUUUUUCUUCUUCUGUUAUUCUAAUUCAUUCAUUCAAGAGCUUUUCAGAAGUAGAAUCUAUAUAAUUUUAUAUAAAGAAGAAGCAAGCAGAACUCCGAAAACACCUCGCAGAGAAAUUAGAUUUUUAUGUGGCUGGAAUGUUCUAUCUAGAAAUAUUCGUUGGAUAUCAAAUAUACAAGAACAACAUUUGUUAGAUAGAACAGUAACAAGAAGAGAAGAUUGGAUAACGAUAUGUAAUAUAAAUGUCAAUCGUAUUCAUUCGUACGGAAUCAAGUGCCAGUGACUCGAGUGAUCGGUGUGGAAGUCUAUGUGUACGAUCAAGGAGUGAGGCGUAUCAUCGGAUAUCUGUUUCCGACCUUGUGUCACGGUGAUACUGAAAACAGAAAACUACCAUAGUUUUUCCUGAAGACAACUCCUGAAAAGGAACUAUUACCUGGGAACACUUUUGGUGUUGCCUCUCGUGACACCUGCUCGUUUUACACCGCGGGAGACCAUCAAUCCGUGCGGCGGCUUCAAAAUAGAGGUGCUCUCUGGAGGCACACGAGAGACAGGACUCCCCGCGGUUGUCAGCGCCCACUUUUAACAGACAAUAGAAACUCCCCCGUCCAUUAUUUCGCCUUGUUUGGAUUUCCUGUGAGGGGUUAGCGUACUGUCAAAUCGACACGACGUUUAAUUGCUUGAUCAACUCAGAGCAAAACAAAAGUCAAGUUGACAUUUCAAACUAAAGUUAAACACAAUUUGGUUUUUUAAAGAACCCUUUCUACUAAACGCCAUUUAGUUUGAAUAAUUUUAGAGUUGAAUAUAUUUCCACCAGUGAAGUUUUUCUUCAGUUCAUAGCACACACAAAAAUUGCAUUUUGUGUUUCUUCAGCCGGCAAACAAAAACUAUUUCUAAAAGUGCGUCAUUGGAGACUUCAUCAUGGCGGCGUCGGAGUCAGAAGACAACCAACGACAGGAUCCCAAAACUUGACUUUUUCAUCAAUUGAUUGAGAAUCAAGAAUGUGACGGCAUACAUUCCAGACUUAAUUCUCAUUUGAAAACAGCCACCGUGUCAAAACUGUUUAGAACAAAUAAAAGAAAUACAUGCAUUUCGAUAUGUGUGAGUAGGUUACAAGAUGCAGUCUGGAGUUUGUAGUGGACACAAUUGACCUUGGCUCGACUCAAAGGCAUCAUGUCAUAGUACCACAUUGUUUAUGGUUGUUGCUGGUUGCAUGUGUGUGUUUACUUCCUGGCAUAUCUUCAUAUGACUCGCACUUUCAAGUGAACUCUCUCUGGCCUAUGUCGACUGCACGUGUGAGAUUAGCAGAGCCCCCGGCGGACGAUAAUUGCAUUCGAUUAUAGCAAACUGACACAGGAUUAACUCCCCUUUACACACCCUGUAAUUCUGAUACACGGGUUGUGGUUCUUUGUUUUUGCUCCCCGCCUCCCCUCUUCCUAAGUGUAUCACUCACAGUGACCUUAGAACGCUCUGAACUAAGUUUUAGAAACACUGCAUAUUGCCUGAUAGUCUAGACGUAAAGAUGCUAAAUCUGGGCAUAGCUUUGUUACAGCCUAGCGACAAAAUAGAAUUUUAAUGUAACAAACGAGAAUUUCAAAUACUUCAAAAGUCUGGAUAAGUUGUGUAUAUAUUUGGAGAGCUCGGACGGAUCCUGUAGACUUCUUUCUUCCGGAAAUCGAACAUGCCAAUGAGAGGAUGUUGUUAUAGAAAGAUUAAAUCUACCUGAUCAAUAACCGCCCAGUUAUCGAUCUGUCCAGACUUGAGAAAGGGUUCCAAAAGAGCGGCCGAACACACUGAACUGGUCUAGCCCAUUCAGUACCAACUUGAUAUUGAAAGGACUGCCACGGAACGGCUUUUAUUCUGCAUGCUAACAAAAACAACUUUCAAGCAAAUCUUUUUUUAUUAAAUGCUUCAGCAGAAAAUUUAAGGUUUGGAUAUUUCCUAAAUGCUCCUUGUGGAAAUAACUAAAAACUGAUUUUAACCUCGUUGCAAUAAUAGAUAAAUGAAUCUAUUACUUGGAUAUAUAACCUAAAUAUCUCAACACAAACAAAGUAAAACAAACAAAUACAAUAAAAUUCAGCAACAUGAAUACUCUAUUUUUGAGUUGAAAUGCAAAGAUCUUAAGACUUGGAUACAAGAGAAAAAAUAUAUAUAAUAGAAGUUCAGAGAGUUUCAAGUUCUGAGAUUAUAUUCUAGAUACGAAACUGCUCAAGUGGAUAGAGACACUAUUCUCCUCACUUUGAUAGGUGGGUACGUUUCAGAGCUGACUAAAACAGUUUUACAUUUCAAACGUAAGAAGUCCACCAGGUUCUAGUAAAGGUACAGCACUCAGGGCUCAGAUACCGAUUUUUCAGGAUGACGAGUGGUUUGGUUUCACCAGCCGUUACCCCCCCUUCCCUGAGCUACAGUGGGCUCAACACGACCGAACUGUUCGUCACCUACGGCUUCAACAGCUCCCAGAACCGGACGUUCUUCGCCAAUGACUCGGACGCUUACAACUCCACCAAUAGCACGGCCGGGCCCGAAGGUCCCGUGAGGCCGCGGCUACCAUUUGAGAAGUGGCAGGAAAUCAUCAUCGCUUGCAUCUUCAGCAUCAUCAUCCUGGGCACGGUGGUGGGCAACUCGCUUGUCUGCAUAUCUGUGGCCAUCGUCAAGAGGCUUCGUUCACCGUCCAACCUGCUGAUUGUGUCUCUGGCAGUAGCCGAUCUUUUCGUUGGGAUGCUGGUCAUGCCCCUGGCCAGCGUGUACGAACUGAACGGGGCGUGGGUCCUCGGGCCUAUCGUCUGUGACAUGUGGACUACCACGGACGUACUGCUUUGCACGUCCUCCAUUCUGAACCUCUGCGCCAUUAGCGUGGACAGAUACUUCGUCAUCACGCGUCCUUUUCAGUACGCCAUCAAACGCACGCCGCGGCGAAUGGGCUUGAUGAUCCUCAUUGUGUGGAGUCUGUCGGCCGUAGUUUCAAUUCCGCCAGUUUUCGGCUGGAAGAGCCCUCAUGUUCCUUACAAGUGUCAGAUCAGUGAAGACAUUGGAUACCAGAUCUAUGCAACCCUCUGUGCCUUUUAUCUGCCUCUCUCCGUGAUGAUACUUAUCUACUUCAAAAUCUGGAGAGUCUCCUCCAAAAUCGCGAAAGCCGAGGCCAAAACACAGAUAGGAAGUUUUGAAAAGGGGGCGGAGUUCCUGAACAGGCCCUCCCACGAUUCUGGUGAUAGCAACAUUUUGGCCAACGGCUGCGUGAGAGACGGCAACGGCAACGCGGAAGAAGAAAGCGCGCUGGAGAUACUGCCGAAAAGGACGGAACCUGACCGCAUGAGGAGACGGUUCACGAUCAAAUCUCUUCUCCCGAGGAACAAACUGAACAAUUCAAAGGAAACGAAAGCUACGAAGACUUUAGGAAUAAUUAUGGGCUGUUUCACGCUCUGCUGGCUUCCCUUCUUUAUCUUGGUGCUGGUCAACACCCUCUGCGGUCCUGUACUGUGCCCAGUGCCCGACCAGCUCAACGCCAUCUUUCUCUGGCUCGGAUACGUCAACUCUUUCCUGAACCCAAUCAUCUACGCGCGAUUCAACCGCGAGUUUAGGACUCCGUUCAAAGAGAUUCUUCUGUUCCGGUGCCGAGGGAUAAACACGCGCAUGCGCUCGGAGAGCUACGCGGAGCAGUAUGGGCCCAUGGCUUCCCACAGGGACAGCCUGAGGCCUCCGACUGACACUAUCGUCAAGUAUAACAGCCAAGGCCACACUGUUGUAGCGCUUAGGAAUGGAUCCGCCAAUGGAUCUAGGCACAGUGAAUCCAAGAUUUGAGCUUGGAUAGUGCUAGAGUACAGGACUUACGGAACAUUUGUAGCCAACUUGUGUUUGUUGAAGGGAUGGCAUCUACUUACUAUUUCAUCAACCUAUCCGUCAGUCCGCAUACUGCAAGGUCAAUUUUUGAUAACCUCUAGAUCAGAUUCUACUUACUAUAUGACCGUCCGCUGUAUGGCAGAGACUGUGAUGAUAAAGCUUUAUCCAUAUGGUCACAAACAAGUUAACGUUUAACCGCAUGCAACAGUAUGGUCAUUACAUGACCACAUAUGGUCAACUACCUGAACACUGACCUGGCCAACAGCUACUACAGCAAGAUCACCUUAACGAUAUUUCUCUUCUGAUCUCGAUAACUUCUGUACAGGGUUCCACACUGGACCACCUAGCUCGUCCCACCCACCCACCCCCUCACCCGCGCGCAAAUCACCUUCCAUCAAACCCUUUCUCUGACCCACUCCAUCAAACCCUCUUUCUAACCAGCUCCAUCAAACCAUUUCUCUGAACAACUCCGUCAAACCCUCUCUCUAACCAGCUCCAUCAAACCAUUUCUCUGACCCGCUCCAAUAAGAAUACAUGUACCCCAGCAAUGCCAAUAAAGCUGUGUUACCAUUAUUUCACUUUGUGAUAUAUAUAAUAUAUAUACAUAUUAAUGAAAAGAUAUUAUUUUCUACAAUUAAUUAACCACGUAUUCAUUAUUUUAAAGACAAUGUACAUAUAUUUAAUUCAUUAAGUGCUUUCGUGUUUGACUCACAGUCCUGUUUCAAGCUAACCAGUUAUCGUACGUUUUCAUCCUUGCAACGCGUGUGGCAUCGUCAUGUCUCCUCGGGCCCAUUCCAACAUUCUAAGAAUCAAGAGACAUAUAUUGUUACUAAAGAAGACAUUCAGUUAUUCUUGUUACUCUUUGUUUUAUAUUUUGAUAUUAUCCGCUUGAUAUCAACCAGUCUUUAGGCUAGAGAUUAAAUUAUAUUUUAUCUCCAAGUAGAUUUAUUAUUUCGGUUGUGAUUUUAUGUUUAUUAUAUUAUGUUGUUCAUUUUCUGUUUCAUGUUUAUAAUUUAUUCAGUGGUGAUAGUGAGAACUUAUCUGUCUAGUCAGUGUUACGAUACCAUUAGAGAAUGUUUCUCUUCUGUUUGUUUGUUAUCUUCUUCUCUUUUGUCUCUUUUUAUAUACGGCAGUAGCAAGCCACAAUUGUUAUAUCCCUUUGAUUUUAAUAGAUUCCACAAGGCCUUUGAAAUACAAACUCAAAGGCUUGAAGAUUUUUAGUAACGAUUACAAAGUGUGAAACUACAGUCCGAAGCAAUAAUACAUCAUGUUAAGACUAACUUUUAGUGACACAAACUUCAGCACCAUUGUGUAAUGAGAUGGUGUGUGAAUCUGUUCUCUGGGACGCUAAGUCCAACUUUCCAUUAAUUGUAGGGAAAUGACAGAACAAGAACUUAAGCCGAAGUCAUCAAGUACAACGAACGUCUUCCAAUCAAUAGUUUGCCUGGUCCUUUAUUCUUGGUGUCCCAAACUUGAGGUUUAAGAUUGCUGAAAGUCUCUUUUAGUUAGUCUUUUCAAACACGUCGGAACUUUUUUAUUCGUCUCGUGUGGGCUGCUGCCUGUUUCUAAGAGAAGUAACUUUGUUGGGUUUUUUUUUACAAAAAGGGAAGCAACUAAGAUCGUCAUACAGUUGUUCAAGUAUAAAAAAGAUAUCAAUUAAAUCAGUAAAAUCAUCAUUAAGCCUACACGAAAACAAAGUGGUAUAUCUAAAUCUAUUAGACAUUAAUAACGACAGUGAACAUAUAGAGAAGUCUUGUAGUUGUGUUGACCAGAGUACUAUUUUCUCGGCACCAGCGUGGCCCCCUCGAUGGGAAGGCCCAAAAAGAGUUGGAUAGGUGAAAGAGAAAUUGAAUAGGACACCUCCGCUAUGACAAUGUAUAUGAAGGAUACGGAAGAAUUCCUAUUGGGGGCCUGGCCGGGAAAGACUCGUCCCCUCACAACAAAUGGAUACGAUAAACAAUCCUUCUGUUUAUGGUGGGCCUCCGCCCAGAGUGGUCAGUGAAGAGCCCAUCUCUCACUUCUUUCCUCUGGUUUAAAUCCGUUCUCUUGGUCAAGAGGCAUAAAUGCCUUCCGCUUGACUCGACACUCUACAAAGGUCAAACAUCACGCUAGCUAACUUUCGCAGACUUAAGGUAAAUUGAACUUACCUGUUCCUGAGUUCCUUACAUAUCUCCUCCAGUUCUAUGCGCACAUCGAUGCCAUUGCGUCCUUUAUAAUUGACACAUUCAACAUUUCAAUAAAGAAAACAAACUGGGCGAUAAAAGGCCUUGUCUCCAAAGCAUCAAAUAUACAUUCGGUCAAACAAGUUUUUGAAAUCUACAUUUGAUUGAACAAGUCUCAUGUUGCCAUUUUUUUUUCUUUUAUUACAUACGCCACAGACAAAUCUCUUGAGGAUUGGACACAAUGGGAAAACAAUUGUGUUAGGAAUAUGUUUGAAAGAGUUCUUGAUAGAAAAAAGUCUGUUAGAUCGUGUUCUUAGUCUGUGAGGUCACGUUCUCAGUCUGUCAUUUUCUCGGUCUGUCAAGGCAUGUCUCUUCCAAGUCUAUCAGGUCAUGUUCCUUCCAAGUCAGUAAGGUCAUAUUCCAAGUUUGUUAUGUCCCAGUCUGUCAAGGCAUGUCUCUUCCAAGUAUGUCAAGCCAUGUUCCUUCCAAGUCAGUAUGGUCAUAUUCCAAGUUUGUUAUGUCCCAGUCUGUCAAGGCAAGUCUCUUCCAAGUAUGUCAGGUCAUGUUCCUUCCAAAUCUGUCAGGUCAUGUUCCUUCCAAGUGGGUAUGGUGCCAAGGUUUUGUUAUGUUCCCAGUCUCUCGUGUUAUUUUCCUUCCAAGUCUGUCAUUUCAUGUUCCUUCCAAGUCCAUCAAGUCAUAUUACUUCUAAGUUGAUAAGGUCAUGUUCAUGCCAAGUCUGUCAGGUCAUGUUCCUUCCAAGUCCAUCAAGUCAUAUUACUUCUAAGUUGAUAAGGUCAUGUUCAUUCCAAGUCUGUCAGGUCAUGUUCCUUCCAAGUCCAUCAAGUCAUAUUACUUCUAAGUUGAUAAGGUCAUGUUCAUUCCAAGUCUGUCAGGUCAUGUUCCUUCCAAGUCCAUCAAGUCAUAUUACUUCUAAGUUGAUAAGGUCAUGUUCAUUCCAAGUCUGUCAGGUCAUGUUCCUUCCAAGUCCAUCAAGUCAUAUUACUUCUAAGUUGAUAAGGUCAUGUUCAUGCCAAGUCUGUCAGGUCAUGUUCCUUCCAAGUCGGUACUGUCAUAUUCCUUCAAAGCUUAUCAACUCAUUUUCUUUCCAAGUCAGUAAGGUAAAGUUUCCAUUUAGGCCUACACAAAAUGCCUUGAUUCAAGCAAUGAUUUUGUUGAUUGUAGUUUUGUUUGUGUACUUGGCCGUUUAUCUUUUUUUAAUGGACCUAAGUUCAAGUUCAAUUUGUCAUUGAAUGGUUUGGUCUGGCUUAGAAUUUGUUGCUUUCUUCAAUGCGUACAUUUUUUCCCUUUUAUUUCUAACUCCCACUUCGCAACUCAGCCAAUCAGUGGGUCGGUUCGGGAAUCUCCAGAGAUGAAUAAUUGAAUAUGGUCUUGUUUGGGCUUAUAUAGUGGUUAACUGUUGAUUUGUUGUUUUAAAUUGACAUUGAACUUGAGAAUCGAGUGGAAACAACGGACUGGUUAGUGUGUAAUUUCGGCUGUACGUUAGUGUUGGUUUACAUCUGUGGGUCAGUGUGAUCUGAUAUAAUGUCCCUCUUACACCCCCCUGUCUCUCUCUCCCUCUCUCUCUCUGUGACUGCAUGUUUCUCUCUUCCUUUAAACUAGUUCUACAUGUCUCGCUUCCCAGGAAAUGCCAUCAGCAGACGAUAGCCAUCUUUAGCUUAUCUCAAUGCAACACGCCAUAGAGACUAUAUUCAACUCAAAUGCUUGACAUUUAUCUUGAUAAACAUUAUGUACAAGAACGGCCGCUAUUUCAUAGCAACUUAGUAGCGGCUUUCAAUUUAGUUCUCAGUUUUGAUAGGUUAUUGUUUGGCGUGGAUAUGCAGGGACGGUAAUUUCAAAAACAAGAUUUAUCUUCGAUACCUAAUAAUGCAUGAUGACAGCUUUACGAGUUUAAAUGAAACAGACCGUUAUAUUUUGUGUAGUCUGCCAUUGAUAAUAGAAGACGUGUCUGUUUUCUGGUAGUUGUGAUUUGAUCCCAGUUCUUUGGGUCUUUGUGUAUUCAAAGUGACAUAAGAACAAAACGAAGCCCUAACUAACUGUAACCCUUGCCGGGUCCCAAGUAACGUCUGUAUUUUAUAAGAUAAGAUAAAUGUCACUCCUACACAUGUACUCUACCUGGAGAACUAAACGGAAUUCGUUAUUUCAAAUCCUUGUAUUGCAAGCAAAUUGUUAGUGUCGUGUCAAUAGUGACUGAAGUAAAGUUGUUCACGGAACUGUUGGUUGCAAAUUAGUUGUUUAAGUGCUGUUCACACAAAAUUUGUUAAAGCGUUGUUUACACAAGUAUUGUUUACCUGUUCUUGUUUUCAUUGUCCUUAUUUGUUUUAGUUUAGACUUAAACACAAAAUCUAAGUUCUCACUAGCACGGCUUGUAGCGUAUCUUUUUUUUUUUAUUCAAUCCAUUUAUUUUUUCCUGUCCAGUCCAUUGUCAAAUAGAACUAUUUAAGUUUAUGGAAAGUUUAUUUUUUAUUUGUUUCUUUUAUUUACAGCUUUAAUAUUUAAACAUAUUCAAAGCGUACGAAUUGAAUCACUUCGCCAAAUGUUUAUAUAUAUGAAUGCAACAAACAAAUGGAACUGUCGACUGACGCAUAUUGAGCAAUAUUGGAUGUUUCUCUUACUUAUAACGUUUGAAUUAAAUUUUUUUUUUUGGUUCUAACAGUAUUAUUAACAUCAGACAAAUGUUGUUGUUUUUUUGGUAUUUUAAAAUUAACAAACGGAAAUGUGUUGGUUUGUGAUCGAACUCUUGUUUUCAAACUUUUCAACACCCUCAAAUGUUUUGUUGCUAUGGUGCAUGUGUAGUUACUCAUUGCAAGUGAUGAUCUGUUAGGUUUAAACCUGCUCAAUAUAUUGCCACGUGAUGUAUGCCACUUCUGUUCUGUGAUCAGCCCGGUGGGGCAAAUCGCUCGGACUUAAAAGGGUAGAUGAUUCAGAUGCCAACUAGGACCAUUAUUGCCCCGAUCUCAUCUCGCUCAUCAAUAGAACACCAACUGGAUGCGCAAUGUGGGGGAGAAAUAAUGGUUUGUUCCCUUGCUAGUGACUUUUUUUUUAAUCAGUCUGUGAUAUUUGUGAAAAGAUUUGUACAUAUUACAACCAGUGUAAAACUUGGAUUGGAUUAAAUAAUUGUCUUAAGAAAAUGACUAAAACAUUGACUUUUUAUUUAUUUUAGUUUUGAUGUCGAUACCAAAUACUACUCUGCUGAUAAUUUUUGAAGAAAUAUGAAAAUAUUUUGUGUCUAAUAUUUGAGAUAUCUGUGAACUACAAUACAAGUUAUGACUCGAUACAUGCUUGUAAUGAAUAUGAACUCGGCUGUGUGUUUAAACAACGCCUAAACACUUACACUUUAUAAAAUGUUUGCUAACGCUAACAAGGAGGGGGGACGUAGAACGUGAAAUAAAGACGUUCCCGACUAAUGUGAUGACAUGAUAGGCAACGUACAACAUUGACUACAUUAAGAGACGUACACUCAUCAGACUUAGAGAAUGGGACAAAUUAGCAAUCUCUUAAAAAUAGCAAGUUAAAAGUAGUCAUAGUUUCCCCUUUCAGACCUAACGAUCAAUGGGGCAAAUGAUGUUAAGGUCAUCUGUUUCUAUGGCCCACAGUUAAUGAGGUUGUCAUGUGGCCAGCACAACGACCAACCUCCAUUAGUCAGGUACCCAUUAGAGUUGUGUGGACUCAGGGGCGGCCUAAAAAUCCCGAAAUUCAAAAUCCCGGGGUAUCAUAUAAGUUAUCUGUUCGCCGUCUGCUGUAAUUUCGGCGGUAGCUUUCUUGUGUCUCGCGGCCUUUGCUCUCCUGCUGAUAUUUCUAUGGAUCUAGAUCUCACGUACUAUAACAGGAGACCAGAUAGAUCUAAACUUCCAAUUUUGGGGUUGCUAACAAACCGCAAGCUCUGCUUACUUCCAUUUACAACUUGUAGUAACAUUGUUUCGUAAAACUGAGACUAGAAAAAAGAAACGUUUUUAGAAUUUAAAAAAAUAUUGAUACAAUGACGUGAUACAAUUAUAGGAUAAAAUUUGUUAGCUUCUAAUUCUUCAUCACUUUCAAAUAUUUAUCUGUUUAAAAAAAAAAAGUUUCUUGUUUUCAAGUUUCGAUUCUCAGUCAUUCUAAAUAUAUAUUUUAUCUUCCUAAAAUAACUUAUGUAUCGUUCCGCCAACAUGAUUACAAUAAUAUUUUACCGUACGAUUCAUUUCUUAGUGGUCAGUGGUCUCGUUAGGUUCUGCAGUCUUUUGUGGUUGAAACUUAAAUACUCUUUUAUUUCUUCUUUUCCUGUUCAGAAUAUAGUUUGAAAUCGUCUCCAUAAUUAUGUCUUGUAACCCAAAUCUAGACACAUGCACAAGAGUUUGCCUUCUUUUUUUUUUUUUUUUAUUAACGCUGGAAACAUUAAGCAAUAAAUCUGUCUCAAAGUUCGCCGGAAAUAUUCACAUUAUAACGCCAAAUGUUUAUACAAAAUAUCACGUAUAUGAUUAACUAGAAUCUAAGUGACAGGUAUAUAGGCCUAGGUAUAUAAGGUAUACAGGUAUAUGCUGCAAACAUUAGUGGAUGUGAUCUAAUCACCACAAUCCUUCGUCUUCGGUUUUUCUAGUUUUUUUUCUUAAUCUAAAAACAAAUUCCAUUGCAGAUUACACACUUUUUUAUUAAAACUAACAAAAAAAAUAUUUUUUUUUGUCCUACGACUAUUUUCCUUUCUUCUUUUUCUUUGGUAUAGACUUUAUUUUUUAAAACACUUCUUAGGGAAUCUCACUAACUUUUUCUUUUGUCUCCAUUAGACAAGAAAUUUCUGUUAAAAAAAACAUGAACAUGUUUUUGUCUCUUAUUGGUUGAAGCUCUUUCAAGGACAAGGCAGAGAGAAAAAAAAUUCGAACGUCAUUUUUGAGAGCCAUAAUUUCAUUUGGAAUAUUUGUAGGUCACGAUUAGAAGAGCUUUGAAUUGAUUUUUGACAUCAGUUUCACUCAUGACUCCUAAAAUUGCUGGAACAUUCAGAUUUUGUUUUAAGGUCUCGUUUUAGCCAGCGUUAUUUGUUUAGACAUAUUUUCAAAUAUAUUUCAAUAGUUAAGAAGACGCCAGGAGAAAGUCAGUAUAGAGUCAAUGUAGAGUCUGAAUAGAGUCUAUAGAGUCAAUGUAGAGUCAGAAUAGAGUCGUCAGGGGGAGUGAUUAAUAAUAAUCAAUGGUGUGCGUCACCAGGGAUAUAUUAAACACUAGGCUAAAAGUGUGGUGUAAUGAAAUAUUUAUUAUUAGCUUUAUAGUGAAUUGGUAGCCAUACACAAUUUUCUAAUGCAGACAAAUGCCCUUACUGUCCAUGCAUUAAGACCAGAGUAGCCACAGUCACGUCAUCAUCUGGUGAUCAGCAUCACAGCAACCAUCGCUGUCCCCCACAUUAAGACCAGAGUACGCUCAUAGAUACACUAUCUUCUGGUGCUCGGCAGCACCCACUGUUCACCACUAUCUAGACAUUGACACCAUAGUAGGCAUACAGCCCCGCCAUCUUCUGGUGAUCAGCGGCAACCAGUGCUGACCACUGUCCAGACAUUAAGUUAGAGUAGACUCUUUAUCUUCUGGUGAUCAGCAGCACAACAGCCAGUUCUAACCGCUGACCACAUAUAAAUAAUUACGUCAAAGUUCACUAAUUUUAUCGAUCUGGUUUUACACUUUUAUUUUGAAUGGAUAUUUAGUUUUAAUCCCAUCUUUCUUUGUAUUUUUGAAUCACUCAUCUUCCAUCUAAGAUCCUUGCUGAGAGGGGGAAGUGAAUGGUUUUAGCUGGAGAAGCGAUUGUGUGACGGACUCAGUUUUCAUGGCCCUCAGAGCGAAAGCAAACAAAAACCAUUAGAUUUUUUUUUUUUUUACAUUUGUGGAGAAUUCACAUGGCAGUUUGAUCCCCUGAAGGCGUAUCGAUUUUAGCCUUAGAUUAGAAGUUCUUUUUUUUUUUUUACACGAGAAUUUUUUUAAAGACCGAAAACAAAAGAAGCGUCUAGAAACUCAGCUUCAGUAGUUGUUGUUUUUUAACCACUGAUGUCGCUUUAAAGAAUAGUCAUCUCUUUUUAAACUGUUGGCCAGAGAAAUCUCAAAAAGUGCUGCCAAUGAUUGCUGAAAGUAUUUACUCCAUCCAGGCAUUUUAGAUACUCUGCGUAAAAAAAGUUGUUUGGUAGCAUUGCUUCAUCUGUGAAACAGAACCGAACACUUUUAUUUCCGGUGAAUAGUUGUUUUAUUUUUUAUAUCGUACACUUCUUAAUGAACGAGUGUUCUGUUUGAGCCAGACUUUCUUUCACGUACCAUUCACUUACUGAACUAGUUUCUCUCUACUUCCAACAAUAGGCGAGUAUAACUAAGAAUGAGCAGCUGUUCUAAGCUUUACUAUAGAAAUAAUGUUAGGGUCCGUUCAUCUCUUGUUGCCCCAGACACAUCUCAAUGAAAGCACUGAUUCCCUUCAGGAACUUCUCUCGGAGAUUCCCUUCAGGAAAUUCUCUCGGUAAAGCUCUCAUGUAUUUAUCUCAAUGAUGCCUUCGAAAACUUAUCUCGAUGAUGCGACUUCUGUGGUGCCAUCAAGGUUUUCUUUCGGUAACACCCUCAUUUAUUUAUUUCGGCGAUGCCUUCAGUUGCUCUUCUCAGUGAUGCCUUCAGUUGCUUUUCUCAGAGAUUUCUCUCUAUGAUGCCCUCGGGGACUUAUCUCUGUGAUGCCAUCAAUGAUUUCUCUCGGUAACGGUGAGACCUUUGAAAACUUGUCUUAGUGAUGACCUCGGUUGCUUUUCUAAGAACUCUCGGUGAUGCCUUCGUGGACUUCUCUACCGGUAGUAGGAUAAUCUCAUAAUAUAACUUUACGGAAUAGAUAACUUUAUAUGAUAGCUUUUUAGUGUAUCAAAAGAAUAAUACUACAUAUUGAUUGUUCUCAUGUUGGUGGUGUAUAUGUACUCUAGCAAGUAAAAUGGUUUAUAAUUUAUAUUUUAUUUUAUAAAUAGCUUCUACAAAAACAAAUAUUUGAUCUUUUCAUUAAUGUAAUUCAUCUUGUAACAUGAGUUGAAAAUGUCCGCACUAUAAAUGUCUGAGGCAGUAAUGCAGAAAGUUUCUAAAGUGAAAUUGUUAUAUUUUUUUAAAGUAAAAGUAACAUUAGUUCCUUUUCAGACCUUGUGACCUACAGGGCAGAUGAUGUAAAGGUCAUCUGUUUCUAUGGCCUUAGGUUAACGAGUUAAAAGUAAUUAUUCACAAAUAUUCUUUGUUGGCCAGUCAUAUCUUUAAUUAUAGGAAUAUUAAAAUAUUGCAAGUACAAGGGUGUAAUGGGAAAGAUUCAUAUAUUUAGGUUACGACUGGCCAUUCCGCUGUGAUCUACUUCUUGCAUGAUACAAAAAUAGUUCCUGCUAACAAAAGGGAACAUUGUUGGCUUCCUUGACGUCCUUAUCAACUAUUUUCUUAACCAGUCUUACGUUUGAUCCUAUCAGACGUCAUCGCAUUACUGGGGGAACGUUUCCCAGGGAUAGAUCUAGGUCAAACUGUAUUGUCUGCCAGCGGUACGGUUUAUUGUGCAAAAGAAGCACACGCAAACAAACGAAAGUUACCGCUCACACAAACAAACGAAAGUAGCCGCUCACACAAACAAACACAAUUCGAGGCAGACACGAUUUACAGAUAAAGUGUGUUUGAAUGUUUGUUGAAAAUAACAAAACAAAAAAAGUUAUUUAUAGAUUUAUUUUACAAUUUACCUUAACCUCUGACUGUAAAUAUGUUAUAAUGAUUAGUUUUCUGGAAUGUGUGUACUCUGUUUCGGGUCAAAAUAUUGAUGACAUUUAUGUUUUUAUAUCAUGUAUAUAGACGAUGAUUUGUUAUACAUAAAAAUGUAUUCACAAAUACUUUGUGAUGUUUUUAACUAUCAUUUGAAAUGAUCAUUUUAUUUAUUUUUUUAUUUUAGUUCGUAUUAUGUACACACGAAGUGCGGGGACAAAGAUAGUACAUGUCCAGUUUCAUGCUCAUUGCUGGAAGGUUGUUACCAUGACAUCAACCCAUUGUUUUUGCCUGAUAUUAAUUUAUAUUUAUAUAUAGUACUGACCUAAGUUUGUAAAUACUUCUACAAUGCUAUGACAGUUUGAACAUGUUGCUUAACGAUUGACAUUGGAUAUUUGGUAUUAUAACAAAAUGAUACUACGUGUUUGUUUGUUUCAAUGAUCCCCCACACACACACACACACCCAUUACUAAAUCUCUGGUAUUAUUGUGUAAAUCUCAAGUUAUUCUUCAAUAUUUAUAUUAUACUGACUCAAUAUAUAAAACAAAGUCAGCCCUAUUGCCCUUUUCCAGGUUUAUCCCUCUCAACUAGCAAUAAGAACUGGACUUUGCAGACAGGUGGACUUUUCAAGACAGACGUACUUUGCAGACAGGUGGACUUUUCAAGACAGACGUACUUUGCAGACAGAUGGACUUUUCAAUACAGAUGGACUUUGCAGACAGAUGGACUUUUCAAGACAGAUUGACUUUGCAGACAGAUGGACUUUGCAGACAGAUGCUCACUCAAGUUAAACAAAUAUAUUUAUAUUUAUAUCUUAUAAUGUCAUUAUGUCUGUGGUUGUUUUGUUUCUAACGGCUUCUAUUAGUGACUGUAACUAGUGGUCUAGUAUCUAAUGUACAGAGAGUUUAUUACUAUUUCAAUUGGUCUGAAUUCAUAAUAAUGAUAAGCAUAAUAGCAACUGACUGUGUUAAUGUGAUACCAUUUGCAUUGUAGAAAACAUUUACACAAUUUCACAUCAGCGAAAAUCAACUUAUAGAUUUUAAAUUAUGACACACUAAAUAUUCCCCACAGAUGCAUUCACUAUUUACACCAGGCCCCCAUAUCCUUGCAUAUAAACUUAUAUAUUAACAAUAAAAUCCCAUGUUGAGCCCGACACAAGUUUAACUACGAAGAACUAGAGUCAUACAAUUAAUUUUAUACUAUUAUCACGUAGCAAUACAUACAAACUUGCAAGCCAUUAUUCAUUGUCUUUCGUUAUUACCUUUAAAAAAAUGUAUUUAUUUGAACAUAAAAUUAUCUUAUCUUUUAGUGCUAAAAGUGCUAAAUCCAUGCCCGUUAUAAAUGUAUAGGCUAGAGCCAGUUACCAACUUGUGCUUCUUUAGACAGAUACAUCGCUGACGUUAGAGACCAAACAGAAUAGAACAGACACAGCGUGUUCUCAGCCUAGAACAACCAUGUGUAUAUAGUGCAUUGAUGUUUGGAGGUGUUUUUUUUUAUUUAAGUUUGCCCUAAUUUUAAGACUAAUUAGAGAUGACAAGAGUUAAAUGUCUUAUUGUUCUCAACUAAAGUUUCAGGUGUCUUUUAAUAGGCUAAUGUUAACUUAUUAUUUAUCAAUGUCCAAAUCGUAUAACAAAACAUUGAACUUUGUAACCUGAACGACUUCAUUUACAUACAAGCUAAGGUAUAGAUCUACAUUAAAUAAAAAUGUAACAGGCUAAAUACACACAUGUGUUGAAGUCUAAAGAAAUUCAUUGUAAAAAAAAUGAAAUAAAAAUUAUUUUUUUUCUUAUUUCUUGCUAAGGAUAAAAGAUUAUUUUUUAAAAAUUGACAGAAGAAAAUAACACAAAAUCCCACCGCUGCCACUAAGUUAAUUAACGUUAUAACGAUCAAGUAAAAACACUUAGAGUUGGGAUGUAACUUUCAAUAACGGGAUAUGUUUAAUAGGGCGACAUAAAUUGGUUAACCAGCACAGUUAUGCACAAGGGACAUUUCUCAGAUAGACAAAGAAGCAUAGCUCUUCUAAUCCAUAUAUCAACAGACAUUGAAACAAAUAUUCCACUAGAUAAAUGUGUAAAUACACUGACAGGAUCUUCAUUCCUCCAACAUUCACUCUUAGCAUUUAUAUCUUAUUGAUAUCGAUACAUCUAGACAGUAUUUCCUCUUGAAACAUGCAAACUAGACUUACAAUUACUAACGACAAGCUCAUGGUGUCCACAAAUUGGCUUUUUGUUCAAAUUAAUAAUUAUAUUUUUGUUUACAUUUUAUUUUAUAGUGUGUCCAUUUUGUCAGCUUGUUUACAGUAAUUUAUUAAUUUUUGACAUUUGUGUUUGAAAUAAUUUAUCUAUUUUUUUUUUUUGUUCAAACGGUUUGUGAUCACUACAAAUUUAGUUCUGUUGUCAAUGUUUUAAUUGCCAAGUAAAUUGACUUGUACUUACUAUG